Ixodes scapularis (black-legged tick) is the source of this 5089-nucleotide messenger RNA. Its product is annotated as sorting nexin-13. The record is from RefSeq and is a predicted model, not a curated record. Gene Ontology annotation, biological process: positive regulation of GTPase activity. Lineage: Eukaryota; Metazoa; Arthropoda; Arachnida; Ixodida; Ixodidae. The transcript is spliced from 25 exons. Gene Ontology annotation, cellular component: early endosome. Gene Ontology annotation, molecular function: phosphatidylinositol binding. Bases 133 to 3066 code for a protein of 977 amino acids.
GCCUGCAACCAACAUGGCCGCUGUCCUGUGGUCCGUUCGGCAUCGAUGGUCGAUUUUGACGGCAUUUUUGUAGACUAAACACGGCGAAAACACGUUGAUGGUGCCCUAAACACGAAUGCAGCGACCCUAGCCAUGUCGCUGGCAGCUGUAGCCUGGGUCGGGCUGGCCGUAGUUUUGUUCUGGUCAACAUUUGGCUUCUGGGCUUGUCUCCUCCUUCCCCUCUGCAUUUUCAUAACUCUCUUAGGCGUAAUAUUUAUGGGCUACUUGAUGGAGUACCAGGAGCAGCUAAAACCUCCAUCCGAGCCUCCUACAUCACACAUUCCAGAAGUUCAUUCUUUUAAGGGAUUACCACAGAUCACAGCAACAAUUCUAAAACCUCCCAAGAAGCCACGCUACGCUCGUUACUUGACUGGCCACCCCGCUAUAGACGACCCCCUGUCUGAGGUGUUGAACUAUGUCCUGCGUGAUUACGUCUACACCUGGUACCUUGGCCUUUCGACCGACGAAGCCUUCACUGAUCACAUUAGAGAUCUAGUUCAUCAAGUCAUAAUUAACUUUUCAUCAAGGGCCAAUGGAGUGGACUGGGUUCAGUACCUCACCAUUCAACUAGUCGACGACUUUGCAUCUCAUUUGCGGUUGUUUCGUCAAGCCCAGACAAAGUUGAAGUUAAAAAAGAACAAUGCUGCAGAUGGCAAUGCCAAGGCCCCUGACCUUCUGAGUUUGUUCUUCAAUCUGGAGACUACCAUGGAGCAAAAGUUACUGUGUCGUGAUCUAGUCUGCAUCUCAAAGGAGCGAGAAAUGGAGUACCUCCAGCAUCUGGGGGAAGUGCUGCUGUACCUUUUGCUACCGCCCGACGAUUUUCACAACAAAGUUAUGAGAGUCUUCCUGAGGGAGCUCCUUGUGAACACCGUGCUUCUCCCUGUGAUAAACCUUGUCUCCGACCCUGACUACAUUAACCAGACAAUAGUUUGGAUGUGCCGCAACAACAUGCCCACAAGCGACGACUUUCUCACAGUCCUGAGGUGUACAGAUAACUUGAACGAGCUCGAGGCCGUUCAGGAGAUUGUGGCGCAAGAAAUUGCUGUGCAGCGGUCACGAGACUCUGGCGGCGAUGACGAUACUGUGAUCAAGAAGCAACUGAACAGUCUGCUCUACCUGAAGAAAGUGGUGGAGAACCGACUGCAACGGCUAAACGACGGAAGCCUGGAUACUGACUCCACCGGGCUGCCAUCUCAAUUUGACCUGAAGAAAUUGUCUGCACCUGGGGUGGAGCUUUUUCAGCUGCCUUUUGAUGUUGUACUUGCCAACAACAUUGCACUUUCUUACUUCAUUGACUUCAUGACGAGCAUUGGAGCCCAAAAGUACAUCUCUUUCUAUCUUCACGCCGAGGGGUACAAAGUGGCUGCUGAACAACUUCUGAGCGAGGCUCAUUCGACAGAAGACAGAACCACUAACCUUGAGUCCCUGAGAGAGGCAGCGGGCAACAUUUACGACAUGUACAUAUCAGAAAAGGCAUCAUCCAGAAUAAAUGUUGACGACGCUAUGGCAAAGAAGCUUCUGCGCAAACUAAGGGUCGAGACUCCAGACGAGUUCUGGUUCGAUGACAUUCAACAGCAGGUUGCACAGAUCAUGCAAGAGAAGCCGCACUUCCCUAGCUUCAUGAAAAGUCCUGCAUACAUCAAGUUGUUGGCUGACCUCGAUCUCCUGAAGGAUUUUGGUUCGAAGUCAGAUGAGGAAGACUCAUUCAGCGGAGCAAAGUCGGCUGGCAGUGGUGACGACUGCAGCAGUCUGUAUUCCUUGGACCAGGAAGAAGAGCCAAUCGAAUUCCUCAACAAGGACCUGCCCACAGUGCCUCCAGAACCAAUUGAGAAUGUCAAAGCAUCUGAGGCCUUUCUUACUGCAAAUAUCUACAACACAGGCAUAGUGAGAGAAGGGAGCACGUCUUUUGCCCUGUACGCCAUUUCUGUCUGUCGCCGCGAGCCCCUAACGCCCGAAGAACGGUGGUGCGUCUUCAGGAGGUACAGCGACUUUGACGACUUUCACAUCCUCAUCCUCGAAAAGUUUCCAAAGUUGUCCAAGCUGCCAUUCCCGGGCAAGAAGACAUUCAACAACCUGAGCCGCCAGUUCCUGGAGCAGAGGCGGUCCCAGCUGAACGAGUUCCUUCAGCGCAUCCUGCACGUCGACGUGCUCUCGGUCAACCGGGGCCUGCGCGAGAUGAUGCUGCACUUCCUCGAGCCCGGACUUUACGAGAAGGAGAAGAAGCAGUUCGCCAGGACGGUGGGCUCUCUAGUCAACCCGCUCAAGUCAUCCGUGCGCAGCAUGGGAAACAUGGUGAAGAACGCACCGGAAAACCUGUUCGACGGCCUCCGGGACGGCAUCAUCAAGGUGCUCCGAAGCCGGCCAAACGCGUCCCCCGUCGACGCAUUCCUCGAGGGCAGUGGCAAAGUGGGGGCUGGGAUCGACAUUGAGACUCAAGACAACAUCCCCCUGAGAAUCAUGCUCCUGCUGAUGGAUGAGGUGUUUGAUCUCAAGAGCAAAAACCAGUGGCUAAGGAGGCGCAUCGUGGUCAUUCUUAGACAGAUCAUCAAAGCCACUUUUGGAGACACCAUCAACAGAAAAAUAGUUGACUACGUCGAGUGGAUGGCGUCUUCCGAGAAGAUUGCAGAGUACAUUACAGCACUAAAGGACGCCCUGUGGCCCAAUGGCUAUCCGGCCGAGACGCAGCCCGAGAGAGACCUGAACACCAUGAUGCGAACGAGGGUGGCUGCCAAAACUAUCAUGUUGUGCAGUCUCACAGACGAACUAAAGCACAUCAUCGGAAGCGACACGACGCGGCGUGGCAUGCUCUGCGUCUUCGAGAUGUUUCAGCACGAAGAGCUGAACCGUAGGCUGACCUAUGUCCUUCUGGAGGGCUUCCUGGCGACCCUGUUUCCCAGCAACCGGUUCCACGAGCUGUUCCGCACGAUGCACGCCAAGUCGCCCACCAUAUCGACCGCUUCAGCGUCUUCCAACAAUUCCGGCAAGGAGCCGCCAAGCUUUUCCGGAAGGCGCCCGGAGGUGCGGUGAUCUACGUUCCAUGGUGGAUCGCGUGGCGUGGGACGUACACUGGAGAUGUUGUAAUUACGGCAUCGUGUGCCCUGUACCGUCUUGUGUGACCCAAGCCGACCCAGAAGGUACCGUGUGUAUGCCUGACAGUUAAAGGGUCCCUGAGGAGGUUUCUGAAAUUGCCUAAAUAUGGCGAUAACCCACUCUGGUGGCUCUAAGCACCUUAGGCACCCCUAAAUCAUGACGAUAUGCGACCAAUUUCCCUACUGAAAAAGCAGUCAAAGAUACCAACACAUCGAGGCCAUCUUGUGCAAUGGGGGGAGCAUGUUCUGAAACCAGGACCACUGUUGACCAAUAGCAAGCGAAGGAUCCGCGCGUCUUCGACCGGUGGAUCCGCAGAGUGAUAUCUCGAAUGCACGUGACUCGUGACCCGAACUCGGCGAGCUUUUUUUUGUUAGUCUUACUGUCGUAGCACACAAAGUCAAUCAUGUACCCUCAAAGCCAUUGCUUCAGCGCACCAUGGCUCUCACUGACCUGACGCCGAUGAACCAACCUAACGAGCGCAGGCUGAAGAGCCGACCAGCAGACGACCAGACACGUCACUCCUGCAGAAGUGCACCGUUUUUUAAACGAUUAUUGCACUAUCAUAUCCCCUCUCUGCAAAUACUAACAUUUGUCUCAUACUCUAACGGUAUUUGCUCUCAUCAUCUACAAAAGCGUACACAUUUUAUACUAACAGCUUUGGCAAUCUCCAUGAAAUGUUGUGUUUUCAUUGGUCACAUGUCAUCUUGGCUGCCGGACCGUGCUCCUCCCAUUGUUUGUGAUGACCUCGGUGUGUUGCAACCUUUAUUGUUUUUUUUAAUAGGGAAAUCAGCCGUGCAUGAUUGUGAUUUAGGAAUUUCUAGGAUGCUCAGAGCUCGCAGAUAGUGUAAUCGCCAUAUCUAGGUGAUAUCAGAAACCUCCUCUGGGCCACUUUAAGGCCAUCUGGGAAGGUUGUCUUGUGUGAUAUCUUUGAAGGCAAUGUUUGCCGCUCCUACGUCCUCUUGGUAAAUGGCUUGCUGUUAUUUUUAUCUUGAGGAUGGCAUUUAAGAUGCAGUUUAAAUAAAACACCUUUUCAAGUAGACAACGCUAAAGUUUAUACUCCGUGUGAGCAAAUCAGGAUUGAGGACAGACAAGCAGGGACCUGAUGUAGGUAAUUGUAAUUUGCCUUCCAAAUGUGACCGGAUUUUCCUUGAUGCGAGCCAUGUUGCCCACAAACAUGUGUGAGUAUAGAUUAAAAAAAAAUGAUAUUGGUUAAUUAUGUUGAGAUACCUGUGUGGUUCUAAUCUCAGCAAACUUUAACGUAUUGGUCUUUAGUUGUCACCUUGUCUUCUGGGCCUAGACUUGAGAAUGGUUAUAAUUCUAAGUGAGAUCUGUGAACACUUUGGUUGAGGAAAACGACCAGCAUCUUAGAAAUUCUCUCCCGACAGUACUUUUAUCUCUGGGCGGUAGCACCUUAGGUGUGUGGUCCACAAUGUGCUGCUAAUUCUGUUUGCACUCUCAAAAAGUGUGUCUGGCAGUUGUAAUGUCCAAACUCCAAGCCUCAUUGAAAUUUGGUAAAGAACAAACAAUCAUUACUCAAAAUUGUGGCUCCAUAUUAUGCUUGAAUGAAACUUGUUCAGAAGUCUUGUUCCAUCUCAGAAUGCCGUCGACAAAGUAACGGGUCUUUGUGUGAUUAUGUUGGGCUCUGGUGCAUUCAUCUGGCAAUGUGGGGGAUGAGGAUGGGGCUUGUCAGAGCCAGUACUGAAUCCCCACCUGUCACAUGCUGCACCCUUUGGUAAACACACACACACACAAAAAAAAAUGUUUGCCUAAGAAUAGCACGGGUUACAGACAUGUUUUAGUUCACCAGACGUAUUGACUAUGUGAGAGCUUUAACUAAGGUUGUUGCACGGUAUUAUUCAAGAUUUGCCUCAUGUGAUUAGGUUUCACAGUAGAUUUAUGUUUAUGAAGUAAACUCUAAUAUAGUAUUAAUACUUUUCAGAGUUUGAGGUAAAGUUUGAUU